Messenger RNA from Prionailurus viverrinus (fishing cat), 4523 nucleotides. It is a transcript of the gene SARDH, whose product is annotated as sarcosine dehydrogenase. Bases 403 to 3159 code for a protein of 918 amino acids. The record is from RefSeq and is a predicted model, not a curated record. Gene Ontology annotation, molecular function: protein binding; oxidoreductase activity. Gene Ontology annotation, cellular component: mitochondrion. The transcript has 22 exons. NCBI's taxonomy places the organism in Eukaryota, Metazoa, Chordata, Mammalia, Carnivora, Felidae.
CCCGGGUCCCGCUGGGAAGCUGCUGAGGAGGAAGGAAGGGACGGCACCCUGCAGUCCCUGGGCCAGGCACUGGCAGGGGGCGCCAAGCGGAGCAGUGGCCGGCUGGAGGUCCCCCCCCCCCCCGACCCCGAGAGGGGCAGGGCCCGGGCCCUCCCCUGGGCGGGCGGGGUUGGGACAGAUCAAGACUUCUCUCCGCCUCUGGCUGCAGGAACCUUCGGGCUGCGAGGGCGCGAGCCCUCCUCCACCAGGCGGAGGCUCCGUCAACCUCCUUCACCCCACAGCCUCUGAGGAGCGGUCCUCUGGCUCCGGCUUCACAGCUCAGGGCGCCACUGUUGGGGGUUCCUGGAAGAUUAGGGCACUUUGGAGACAGAAGCUCCCUGCGGUGCUGAGUCUGGAGUCCCCAUGGCCUCGCUGAGCAGAGCCCUGCGUGUGGCCGCCACAUGCCCUCGCCGGGGCCGGACGCGGGGCCUGGGGCUGCGCGCCCUGACCGGCCAGGCCGGCCCCACCGCCGAGAAGAGCGUGCCGUACCGGCGGACCCUGAAGGACCCCCAGGGCCCCUCGACGGUGGCCCGGGGCCCAAGCCAGCCCCUGCCCAGCACAGCCCACGUGGUGGUCAUCGGCGGGGGCAGCUUGGGCUGCCAGACCCUGUACCACCUGGCCAAGCUGGGCGUGAGCGGGGCAGUGCUGCUGGAGCGGGAGCGGCUGACCUCCGGGACCACCUGGCACACGGCAGGCCUGCUGUGGCAGCUUCGGCCCAGCGACGUGGAGGUGGAGCUUCUGGCCCACACCCGGCGUGUGGUGAGCCACGACCUGGAGGAGGAGACAGGGCUGCACACGGGCUGGAUCCAGAAUGGGGGCCUGUUCAUAGCAUCCAACCGGCAGCGUCUGGAUGAGUACAAAAGGCUCAUGUCGUUGGGCAAAGCGUAUGGCGUGGAGUCCCACGUGCUGAGCCCGGCCGAGACGAAGGCACUGUACCCGCUGAUGAACGUGGACGACCUGUACGGGACCCUGUAUGUGCCGCACGACGGUACGAUGGACCCGGCCGGCACGUGUACCGCCCUCACCAGGGCUGCUGCUGCCCGGGGAGCCCAGGUCAUCGAGAACUGCCCCGUGACCGGCAUCCGUGUGCGGACCGACGACUUCGGGGUGCGGCGGGUCGCAGCCGUGGAGACAGAGCACGGCUCCAUCCAGACGCCCUGCGUGGUCAAUUGUGCAGGAGUGUGGGCCAGCGCUGUGGGCCGGAUGGCCGGAGUCAAGGUCCCGCUGGUGGCCAUGCACCAUGCCUACGUCGUCACCGAGCGCAUUGAGGGGAUCCAGAACAUGCCGAACGUCCGCGACCACGAUGCCUCUGUCUACCUCCGCCUCCAAGGAGAUGCCUUGUCUGUGGGGGGCUACGAGACCAACCCCAUCUUCUGGGAGGAGGUGUCAGACAAGUUUGCCUUUGGCCUCUUUGACCUGGACUGGGACGUGUUCACCCAGCACAUCGAAGGUGCCAUCAACCGCGUCCCAGUGCUGGAGAAGACGGGGGUGAAGUCCACAGUCUGUGGCCCGGAGUCCUUCACACCUGACCACAAGCCCCUGAUGGGGGAGGCACCUGAACUCCGAGGGUUCUUCCUGGGCUGCGGUUUCAACAGUGCAGGAAUGAUGCUGGGCGGCGGCUGUGGGCAGGAGCUGGCCCACUGGAUCGUCCACGGGCGCCCAGAGAAGGACAUGUACAGCUAUGACAUCAGGCGCUUCCAUCACCUGCUCACCGACCACCGCCGCUGGAUCCGCGAGCGCAGCCACGAGUCCUACGCCAAGAACUACUCUGUUGUGUUCCCCCACGACGAGCCCCUGGCGGGGCGCAACAUGAGGACAGACCCCCUGCACGAGGAACUACUGGCCCGAGGCUGCGUGUUCCAGGAGCGACAGGGCUGGGAGCGGCCGGGAUGGUUCACCCCGAAAGGCACAGCUCCGGUCCUGCGGUACGACUACUAUGGGGCAUAUGGGAACCGGAUGCACGAGGACCACGCCUACGGCCGGCUGCUGGGGGACGAGUACACGUUCGACUUCCCGCCCCACCACGAUGUGAUCAAGAAGGAAUGUCUGGCCUGCAGAGGGGCCGCUGCUGUGUUCAACAUGUCCUACUUCGGAAAGUUCUACCUGGUGGGUUUGGAUGCGAGGAAGGCUGCCGACUGGCUCUUCUCUGCUGAUGUCAGCCGACCCCCAGGCUCGACCGUGUAUACCUGCAUGCUGAACCACAGGGGCGGCACCGAAAGCGACCUGACUGUCAGCCGCCUGGCCCCCGGCCCCCAGGCCUCCGCCCUGGCCCCCGCCUUUGAAGGGGACGGCUACUACCUGGCCGUGGGCGGGGCCGUGGCCCAGCACAACUGGUCUCACAUCAGCACGGUGCUGCAGGAUCAGAAGUUCCGGUGCCAGCUCAUCGACAGCUCCGAGGACCUGGGUCUGAUCAGCAUCCAGGGCCCGGCCAGCCGGGCCAUUCUCCAGGAGGUGCUGGACGCAGACCUGAGCGAUGAGGCUUUUCCUUUCUCCACCCACAAGCUGGUGAGAGCCGCCGGGCACCUGGUGCGGGCCAUGAGGCUCUCCUUCGUGGGGGAGCUGGGCUGGGAGCUUCAUGUGCCCAAGCCAGCCUGUGUGCCCGUGUACCGGGCUGUGAUGGCCGCAGGCACCAAGCACGGCCUCGUCAACGCCGGGUACCGGGCCAUCGACUCCCUGAGCAUCGAGAAAGGCUACCGGCACUGGCACGCAGACCUGCGCCCCGACGACAGCCCCCUGGAGGCGGGCUUGGCCUUCACUUGUAAGCUCAAGUCAGCGGUCCCCUUCCUGGGACGGGAGGCCCUGGAGAAGCAGCGGGCCAAGGGCCUCCGCCGACGUCUGGUGUGCUUCACGGUGGACGAAAAAGUGCCCAUGUUUGGCCUGGAGGCCAUCUGGAGAAACGGCCAGGUGGUAGGCCACGUCCGGAGGGCUGACUUCGGGUUUGCCGUUGACAAGACCCUCGCCUACGGCUACAUCCGGGACCCCAGCGGCCAGUCGGUCUCUCUGGACUUUGUGAAGAGUGGUGACUAUGCUCUGGAGCGGAUGGGGGUGGCCUACCCUGCCCGGGCUCACCUGAAGUCUCCCUUCGACCCUGACAACAAGAGGGUGAAGGGAAUCUACUGACCCCCCCGCGGGGCGGAGCCUCGGUGCAUCAGGAGGCUGAGACCUGCUCCGUCCCUCGCUGACCCUCCCCACGGGGCCCGCCGCCCUGGCCCAGGACUGGACCCGGCCAGAGCAGGGGUCCUCCCCGCCCUCCUAGUGCAGAGCUGCUCGCCCCCCAAACAGAUACCACCCGAGCGGACAGGAGACCCAGAGGGCCUGUCCUAUGGUCACUGACCAGAGGCUGGCCUCUAGUCCACCCCUACCCCCCAAAACAAAGCUGCAAGGUCUUGGGCUCAGGGAGCGUGCCAUGUGGCCCUCUAGAAGCUUCUGAGAAGGUGCGUAGUUAACCCCUAGUAAGCCCAGUAUAGAAGCAGGGAAGCAAAGGGAUCUGCCUGGUACCCCAGGCCUGCCUCACGAGCAGACUGUCCAGAGCAGAGCACCGCUGGAGAGUUUCCAGGUGCAUCUGGAAUUAGGGACAGAGUGAGUAUUGUUUAGUACUGUCUGCCUCGGGCGCAGUUUAAAGGCAGAGAGCAGGGGUGCCAGCUUGGCUGGGUCCCUGCGGCCAGGCCGUUGGGCAGGAUGGUCCGUUUCCCAGAGGCUGGCAGAGGAGGGAAUCCAGGAAGCAAAUUCUUCCUGCCUUGACCUGUUUCUCACACGGGAAAGCGUUCUGAGCACCACCAGCUGGUGAAAUAGGUGAGCAGAAGCAGGGCGUGGGAGGGGUGGGUCUCACAUCGGUGCCCUCCCUCGCCCAUGCAGAAGCCCCACCUCCUGCCUCAGUUUCCCCAAGAGCACGUCGUUCGCUAGGUCCAUGAAGGAGCAGCGUGUUGCCGGGUGAGAGCCCGACAGACCCUCCUGCCUUGUGGCCUCUGUCCUUGCUUUGUGACUGGGACGUGGCUCCCGCCUCCCCGCUCUCUCCACUUGUGGCCCCGGGGAAGGGCCUCGCACAGGGUCUUUAAAGGGGGUGACUCCCCUGCACCCCUUCUCUGGGCCUUCAGAGCUCUCUAACAUCUGCCUGUGUGACCCUCCUCCCUGCCUUCCUGGCCAGGAUAAGCGUGUGUCCCGCCCCGUGCCCCCGUCCCCGGUCCCUCCCCUGUCACCUCUCCGGCUCACCCCAGCAGGAUCUCGGCCCCCACCAGGCAGCCCGGGGGCCGCCCAUGCGGCCUUGCCCGGCAUGCCUGACUCUCUGGGGAGCAGAAGGUGGCGGGUGUGCGGGGGACAAGGAGGAAAGGGUCCCCGCAGACGCUCGCAGAAGCCACACGGUCACUGGGGUAGGGGGCAGUCCCUGGCGAGCCCCGGCUGCUUUCAGAUGCUCACAUAGUACACAGCCCCACCGUGGACCGCGCUGGAACAGGUCAGGCUAAUAAAGUCGAAGUCGUGGGAAGAUG